Molecule: messenger RNA, 3381 nt
Organism: Anguilla anguilla (European eel)
Lineage: Eukaryota; Metazoa; Chordata; Actinopteri; Anguilliformes; Anguillidae
Product: eukaryotic translation initiation factor 4 gamma 1-like
Exons: 14
Coding region: 164-2929 (921 amino acids)
Cellular component (GO): eukaryotic translation initiation factor 4F complex
Molecular function (GO): translation initiation factor activity; protein binding; mRNA binding
Source: RefSeq, a predicted model, not a curated record
GAGGGGAGGUCUCAGUCUCUCCCAGCAGCCUUUUGGUGGAGCCCUACAGCUCCACAAGGCAGAAAAAGCCUGGAGACCAUCAGUAAAGAGGCUGGCUGAAGGGAGCUGGGACCGGGGGGAGGAGGACCCUGAGAAAGCCAAGACACUGGAGCUGUAUGGAAAAAUGCGCAGUGUCCUAAAUAAGCUGACCCCUGAGAUGUUCCAGCACCUGGUGAAACAGGUGACUGAACUCACUAUCGACACGGAGGAGCGCCUGAGGGGAAUCGCAGCCAUCGUGUUUGAGAAGGCCGUGUCCGAGCCCAAAUUCUCCGCCAUUUAUGCCCAGCUGUGCCACUCGCUCAAGGAGAUGAACGUGCUAUCCAAUGGGAGCCCUGGAGUCACUCUAAAUUUCCGAUUGGUGCUGCUGAACCUCUGCCGGGUGGAGUUUAAGAAACUGGAUGAAGGAGCAUUGACAGAUAAAGUCAAUGGCCACUGCCAGAGGUCACUUGGCAACAUGAGGUUCAUUGGAGAACUCUUUAAAUUAGAAAUGAUGAAGGACAAAGUUGUACACAGCUGCAUCAACAACCUCCUCUCUAACCAAAGCGAGGAGGCACUUGAAUGUUUAUGCUGCCUGCUUACCACUGUUGGCCAGAACCUGGACAAUGACAAGUACCUCAUGGAUGAGUACUUCUAUCGUGUCAGGCGCAUCAUCAAGGAGGGAAGGACAUCAUCCCGGAUUCGAUUCCUUUUACAGGAUGUUCUGGACCUCAGAAAGAAUAACUGGCUCUGUUGGAAAGCUGAGCAGGGACCUAAGACUAUACAACAGGUUCGCAAGCAAGCAGAGAUGGAGAGACUGCGGGAGAGGAACAUCGUGCAGCAGUUCCAUGCUAAGAGGGACAACUGGCACCAUGGAGGCAGAGAUCUCUGGGUCCAUGAACAGCAGAACCCAGCCUGGAGCCACAGCUGCCCCCUGAAGGAGCUUCCCAAGGAGGAGGAUGUGUGGAAGCCAGCCACGAAGAGGCUGUCUGAAGUGGUCCGAGACAGGAGAGAGGAGGACCUCAAGGCAGCCAAGACCCAGGAACUGUACAGAAGCAUGCACAGUGUUCUGGAUAGGCUCGCCCCCGAGAUGUUCGGCCACCUGAUGAGACAGGUGAACAAGUUUGACAUCAACACAGAGGAGCGUCUCAGGGGCAUCGCGGCCAUCAUCUUUGAGAAAGCCAUCUCUGAGCCAAGAUUCACAACCACUUGUGCCAAGAUGUGCCACUGUCUGAGGGAGAUAAAUGCUCCACUUACUGAAAAUUCUCGAGAUUCUCUGAAUUUCCGCUUGGUGCUGCUAAAACUCUGCCGGAUGGAGUUUAAGAAGCUGGAUGAGGACCAUAAGGAAGAGGAAAAGCAGCACCAGCGGUCACUUAGCAACAUGAAGUUUAUAGGGGAACUGUUCAAACUGAAGAUGGUGAGGAAGACCGUGAUGCACAGCUGCAUCAGCAAGAUGCUCAUCAUGCAGACUGAUGUGGCACUCGAGUGCCUGUGCUGCCUGCUGUCCACUAUUGGCAACAUACUGGACUGUGAUGAGCAACACCUCAUGGAUGGAUAUAUGCAUCAAAUGGAAGCACUCAUUAACAAGAGGCAGCUCUCACCCCAAGUCUCCCUCCUACUGCAGGACAUAGUGGACCUGAGAAAGAAUUAUUGGUUCCCCCAGAAAACUGAACUGGUGGACAGGCCAAUUUGCCAAAACAGCACAGAGGUCAAAUUGGAGGAAAUGCAGGACAGGACUGAGGAACAGCAGCAGCUUGUGCUUGAGGUGGACAGCUAUGAUGUUGGGGUGCCACACCUUGCCCUGAGGCAAAGCAUUGAGCUGCAGGAUGAAGGCCAAAACACCGCCAUCAUACCUGCCAAUCACAACCCUGAGCCCUGCCAGUGCCUCUUCACCCAGGCAGGCACUAAACAGCUUGAGAAAUUAGACUUCUAUACCCAGCUUCCCAUUCCCAGACAGAAUGGCACCUGGAGGGGUCAUGGCAUGGAACAAGAGUUGGGACGCCUCUCCUCCAGCACCCUAAACCUCCUCCCCACCCUGCUGCUGUCCUCAACUUUCACCUCCAGCCUCCACAUAAUGCUUCACGGGAGCAACUGGAUCCCGGACAGUGCAGAGGUAAAACACCAGUUCAGUCUGUCAGAGAGUCUGGGCAGCAGCAGUGAUGCCUCCCAGCUGGUGGUAAAAGGACCAGAGAGACACGCCCUACAGACUCUCCCGGCUCUGCCUGCCCCUGCCAAUCCUGCUUCAGCCCUGCCCGUCACAACUAAGGAUGAGCUGCAGAAGGUGUCUGCAGCCACUGACAUGAAGAAGAUGCUGCUGUGUGUACAGCAGAGCAACAGCACCCUGCAGAUCUUGAUGGUUGAGCAGAGUUUCAUCGAGAGCGACACAACUGGCAUCGUUAUUCACCGGCUGGUGAAAGUGGGCCCCCUGCAGCCACGUGAAUUGCGACGGCUGCGGAGGAUCUUACACAGGACACAAGAGAGCCUCUUGCCCCUGACCCCACUGCUCCUGUGCACUGACAGGGAAGUGUCCGUACCCGCAGUCCCUCUGGACAGGACUGGUGUCCAGGAGGUGGAGAUCCUCUUCUUAUCAGAGAACCAAAUGAAACACGGGUUGCUGUGGGCACAGCGGGAGGAAGAACACCAUCAGAAACUCUCUUUACCUGAGGAAGAGGAUGUCAGCACAUUUGUGACUAAAAAGAAAAUGAGCUUAACAUGGCAGACAGUUGAGGCACAAGAACACCAAAGUGAGCUUCAGUGUUCAGCCAGUACCAGAGUACUGACAGUGGCUGAAGGAAAACGCAGCCCCAAUAAGCUACAACAACGCCUUAUUUCGUCUUUCAAUUUUAUAUUAUAUAUGUUUCUUUCCAUAGGUCUUUGCAUCAUCCUUAGCUUCUUUAGUAUUCUUUUUGAAUAGGCUUGUGUUAUGUUGUUUGUCCUAAUUAUUUGUAGUCUUCCACCUUUUGAAGCCUUACUUCUUAUGACAGCGAUAAAUUUAGAAUAUACUUGGUCUUCUUUUUGGAUCUUCAGGCCAUCUUUGGAACUUUUUCUGUCUGGUAUAUUUAGGUGAUGAUUCAUUUAGUCUGUGUCUGUUGAAAAUAGGGCCACGUUGUCUGAAAAUCUUAAACCACUCAGUUCUUCUCCAUCAAUUCUAAUGCCGUGGUUUGUAAGGCCUGAAUUCUUGAAGACCUUAUUUGCUGCUGUAAAUAAUUUUGGGAAUAGGGGAUCUCCCUGUCGGAUGCCUCUUGCAAUACCAAGGCUUCUUGAUCUUAAAUUACAAAUAUGUACGUUGGCAGUUGCACCUGUGUAGAUAUCUUUAAUGAUCUUUAUGUUCGUUUCACUUUUCUCAAUAAAUUUUUCACUAAAUUA